ACCUAGUUUCUCAACAAAUCUUAUCCAACAUAAUAUUAGUAAGCUUUUGUCCCUAUCCUCUUCACAACCUGUCCCAUUUUCACGAACAACAAUGGAGGAUUGCUAUCUUCCCCAUGAUUCGAUCUUCCUUGGGCUUGACAGUUCCACUCAGUCACUGAAAGCUACUGUAUUAGAUGCCGGUCUCAACAUUGUCGACUAUGAAAUCGUUAAUUUUGAUUCAGAGCUACCGCAUUACAAAACAAAUGAUGGUGUUUAUAGGGAUCAAUCUGUUAAUGGAAGAAUCGUUUCACCUACUUUGAUGUGGAUUGAGGCGUUGGAGCUGAUGCUUCAGCGCCUUUCAGCGAAGGUAGAUUUUGGGAAAAUAGCAGCUGUUUCAGGAAGUGGACAGCAGCAUGGUAGUGUCUAUUGGAAGAAGGGAAGUUCUAGGAGGUUAUCAUCAUUGGAUUCCAAGAAGCCAUUGAUAGAUCAGCUUAAUGAUGCUUUUUCAAUAAAGGAAUCCCCAAUAUGGAUGGACAGCAGCACCACUGAACAGUGUAAGGCAAUUGAGAAGGCUGUUGGCGGUGCAUUGGAGCUUUCUAGGAUUACGGGUUCUCGAGCGCAUGAGAGAUACACAGGCCCACAGAUUAGGAGGAUUUUUGAGAUGCAACCCGACGUUUAUCAUAAUACAGAGAGGAUCUCACUGGUCAGCUCCUUUAUGGCAUCUCUGCUUAUAGGAGGCUAUGCUAGUAUAGAUGAAACCGAUGGUGCUGGGAUGAAUUUGAUGGAUAUUAAGGAAAGGGCCUGGUCUAGGAUAGCCUUGGAGGCUACCGCACCAGAAUUGGAGGAAAAGCUUGGAAAAUUAGCUCCUGCACAUGCUGUUGCUGGUCUAAUUGCUCCUUAUUUUGUUGAGAGGUUCCAUUUCAACAAGAACUGUAUUGUUGUCCAGUGGUCCGGUGACAACCCCAACAGCCUAGCUGGUUUGACGCUGAGCACUCCAGGAGAUCUAGCAAUCAGCCUUGGCACCAGUGAUACUGUUUUUGGCAUUACCAAAGAACCACAACCGAGCUUAGAAGGACAUGUAUUUCCUAACCCUGUUGAUACAGAAGGGUACAUGGUUAUGUUGGUCUAUAAGAAUGGGUCUCUUACUCGUGAAGAUGUGCGUAACCGAUGUGCCGAGAAGUCUUGGGAUACUUUCGGUAAUUUGUUGCAACAGACACCACCACUAAAUGAUGGGAAACUGGGCUUCUACUACAAGGAUCAUGAGAUUCUCCCUCCUCUCCCAGUUGGUUUCCACCGAUACAUUAUGGAGAAUUUCAAUGGAGAAACUUUGGAUGGCGUGAAUGAACAGGAAGUCCAGGAAUUUGAUCCUCCUUCUGAGGUUAGAGCAAUCAUUGAAGGCCAAUUCCUGUCCAUGCGAGCUCAUGCCGAAAGAUUUGGAAUGCCUUCCCCACCCAAACGAAUAAUAGCCACUGGAGGUGCUUCAACUAACCAAAGCAUUUUAAACACUAUGGCAUCCGUCUUUGGUUGUGAUGUUUACACGGUUCAGAGAUCAGAUUCAGCGUCCUUGGGAGCUGCGGUUAGAGCAGCUCAUGGUUGGUUGUGCAAUAAGAAGGGAUGUUUUGUGCCCAUCUCUAUUAUGUACAGAGACAAGCUUGAUAAGACAUCCCUAAGCUGCAACCUUUCAUGCCCGGCUGGGGAGAAAGAGCUUGUCGCGAAAUAUGCUUUGUUCAUGAAGAAGAGAAUGGAAAUCGAGAGCAGACUCGUUAAAAAGCUCGGGAGAUUGUGAGAUAUAGACAUAUGAAGUCCUGUUAGCUUUUGACAGUAAGUUUGCAGGUUUUAAGUUUCUCUUCAGAAAACUAUACAGGGAAUAAAGGUUCAAGAUGAGAUAUAAUAAUGUAUUGUUAAAAGAAAUUAAUAAAAUCUAUUUGCAGUUACAGAGAACUUAUGAAAUGAGCAUCAAUGUUAUUUUAUUUAUUUAAAGAUAUAUAUGUUUAUAUAUUAUUGAGAAUUGAAGGGCUUCAAUUAAUUAGCUGAUAUUCUAAUAAUUACAGAAGAACCCUCUUCACUUC
This is a messenger RNA of Impatiens glandulifera, 2048 nucleotides long. RefSeq names its product xylulose kinase 2. Gene Ontology annotation, molecular function: D-xylulokinase activity. The transcript has 11 exons. NCBI's taxonomy places the organism in Eukaryota, Viridiplantae, Streptophyta, Magnoliopsida, Ericales, Balsaminaceae. Gene Ontology annotation, cellular component: cytosol. Gene Ontology annotation, biological process: D-xylose metabolic process; xylulose metabolic process. The record is from RefSeq and is a predicted model, not a curated record. Bases 92 to 1765 code for a protein of 557 amino acids.